UGAGAUGAUGAAUUUGCUUGAUUUCUUUCUUUCUUUGUGCUUAAUUUUGUGUCAUACUUGCGUUGCAUAUAUGUUUGAGAAAAUUGGGCUGGGUUGUACAGCUGAUAGCAUUUUCUAUCGAGGUGAUAUGAUAUGAUAAUAUGGGGAUUGUUGCUAUCAACUACUAGAUGGCAUACAUGCACAUUUUUCUUUGCACUUGUGUGUAUAGUAAUAAUGAUAAAUUGGACUGGAUGUCACUUUUUCAUUGCUAAAAUGACCUUUGCUUUUCAGUCAAAACCCUCUUCCAUUUUCUACCUUUUAGUAUAUGGACGUAAGCGAAUCACGGACCCCUUUUAAUAUCUGAGUAGAGUAGCAGCGCAACGCUACUACUUU
Messenger RNA from Aspergillus costaricaensis CBS 115574, 372 nucleotides. RefSeq lists its product as uncharacterized. Bases 133 to 336 code for a protein of 67 amino acids. The transcript has a single exon. NCBI's taxonomy places the organism in Eukaryota, Fungi, Ascomycota, Eurotiomycetes, Eurotiales, Aspergillaceae. The record is from RefSeq and is a predicted model, not a curated record.